AUGGGAUGGCUAUCAUUUCUUAAAUCUAAGGAUUUUGAUCCUUCAACUUUUGAAAAAGAAUUAUCAGCAUUAUCUUCUAAAAUAAAUAAAAAUGAAAGAAGUAUAGGAGUUUUCAAAUAUCAUCAACGUCAAUCAAAAAGUUUUGUAUUGAUAUAUGGUGUCUUUGGAUAUUUUUUCACUUUGGUUUAUCUACUCAUAAAGAAUGGAUUAGAAUUCCAUAGAUAUGAUCAUUUAGAAAUUGGAUUAAUUGUGGCAACUCCGAUUUUAAUUACAUUAAUUAUCAAAAUAAUAACUUUAUAUUUCAAUACAAGAAUAAAUAGAAUUGAAAAUCAUAUUGAACAUUUGAAACAAACACAUGAAUCCAAAAUUGAAGAAUUGAAAACCAAGACAAAUUUCCAAUCAACUCAUGCUUUAUUAACAAGAUUUGCAGAUGGUGGUGAUCUUAAUGCACAAAUUGAUGAAGAAUUAUUAGCCAAACAAAAACAAUUAGAAGAAUUUAAUAAACUUUCAUUAGAAGGUAAUAAUGAAUCACAAAGAUUUAAUGCAUACCAAGGGGAAGGUAAUGAACGUCAUUGGUAUGAUACAAUAAUUGAUACUGUUGUUGGUGCAGAUGAAUUAAGUCCAAAUAAUAGAUAUGCUUUAAUAUGUCCAAAUUGUUCUUCUCAUAAUGGUUUGGCUCCACCAGGUCAAUUACCUGAAUUUGUUAGAUAUAUUUGUCCUCGUUGUGGAUUAUUGAAUGGUAAGGAACAACCAUUAGAAACCCCAUUGGAAAAAUCUGAUAUCGAAUCUAAAGGUCAAAAUCAAGAUCCAAAAGAAAAGAAAGAUCCUGUUUCUGUUCCAAUUGAAACAAUUGAAACUAAACAAGCUAGUACAACAGGAAGUUCAAGAAGAAAAGAAUAA
Hansenula ciferrii is the source of this 900-nucleotide messenger RNA. RefSeq lists its product as uncharacterized. Bases 1 to 900 code for a protein of 299 amino acids. The transcript has a single exon. The record is from RefSeq and is a predicted model, not a curated record. NCBI's taxonomy places the organism in Eukaryota, Fungi, Ascomycota, Saccharomycetes, Phaffomycetales, Wickerhamomycetaceae. Gene Ontology annotation, cellular component: endoplasmic reticulum tubular network. Gene Ontology annotation, biological process: endoplasmic reticulum tubular network organization.